Molecule: messenger RNA, 1695 nt
Organism: Aspergillus terreus NIH2624
Lineage: Eukaryota; Fungi; Ascomycota; Eurotiomycetes; Eurotiales; Aspergillaceae
Product: putative proline--tRNA ligase AIM10
Exons: 4
Coding region: 1-1695 (564 amino acids)
Biological process (GO): prolyl-tRNA aminoacylation
Cellular component (GO): mitochondrion; cytoplasm
Molecular function (GO): ATP binding; proline-tRNA ligase activity
Source: RefSeq, a predicted model, not a curated record
AUGUACAAGGAGAGAAAGGUACCUACUUUCUAUCUCUACCGAGUAUUUCACCCUCUAACACUCGUCCUAGAGGAUGUGAAUGAUCUCUUGAUUAGGGGUGGCUUCCUGCGGCAGGCCUACUCUGGGAUCUUUCACAUGUUGCCCCUUGGUUUGCGUGUGCAAGAUAAACUAGAACGUCUCAUUGACAAGCAUAUGCGCUUACUUGACAUGCAGGUUUUCCGAUUUCUCGAUAGGAAAGAGUCCCGAUUUCUCCUCGCACCCACGCAUGAGGAGGAAAUCACCACGCUGGUGGGAAGUCUCACCAAGUCGUACAGAGAUCUUCCUUUGCGCGUGUAUCAAAUAUCAAGAAAAUACCGGGAUGAGCCCCGGCCAAGACAGGGUCUUCUGCGUGGACGAGAGUUCAUCAUGAAAGACCUCUACACUUUUGACUACAGCAUGGAAGAAGCCCUGAAGACCUAUGGGCAGGUAAGAGCUGCCUAUACCCGGUUGUUCAACGAAUUGAAAAUCCCCUAUCUGGUCGCCGUCGCCGACUCCGGCAACAUGGGAGGGAACCUAAGUCAUGAGUUCCAUUUCCCCAGCUCAAAAGGAGAAGAUACCGUUAUCACUUGUACGAGCUGUGACAGUGUUUACAAUGAGGAGCUUGCAGACGGACAAUCUCACGGGCUCGAAAAUAAUACAACUCAGUCCGAGGGGUUCAACACCGGGGCGGUCUCAGCUGAAGCAACCCCAACCAUCUCUAACGAUAUCUGGAUGGCGAUCUCGCGGGACAAGCGAACACUGUUACGAGCCUGGUACCCCAAAUUCUCCAUGCAAGGAGACUCUCAAGAGCCCGUGGAACGGGAGGUGAAUUCGCACGCCGUCAAGGCCGUGGCCAGUGCAGCGGGCGUCGACCUGGAUCUCAGCGUGGAGAACCCGCUAGAGCAGUGGGCUACGCAAGUGAAGUCUGAGAAAGCCUCCAAGCGGCCGCAGGUCCUUGACCUUUACGACUCGCAGGUCCGCGUAUACAAGCGCCCGCCACUGAGUGAUCUCCUGCAGCGCGCUGGGUGUGCGGCCGACGACAUCGACUACACCAUGCUAGAUCGGUUCCCGGAGACGAACAAUGGGCUCAACCUAGUCAAGGUGCACGAUGGCGACAAGUGCACGAAAUGCGGACAGGGACAUCUGAAGACCCACACGGCGAUUGAGCUGGGACACACGUUCCACCUGGGCACCCGCUACAGCGAAGUCCUGCAAGCCUGUGUCAUGGUGGACCGGGCGACCGCCGGCAAGUCCGAGGACCAAACUGUGCCGAUGGAGAUGGGAUGCCAUGGCAUCGGCGUUUCGCGGAUGAUCACCGCUGUCGCGGACAGCCUGGCAGACUCGAAGGGUCUCAACUGGCCUCGGGCGAUGGCCCCUUACGAGGUCAUUGUUGUUCCUACCAAGGGGCUGGAAGCGGACGCAGAGAAGAUCUACGAUGUUCUGGCCUCCAAUCCCACGUCGCCGUUCGACACCAUCCUCGAUGACCGCGACAAGCAGAUGGGAUGGAAGCUUGGAGAUGCAGACCUGAUUGGAUACCCUGUUAUUGUGGUGGUUGGAAAGGGGUGGAAGAAGCAGCAGACGGUUGAGGUGCAGUGCCGGCGGCUGAACAACCUGCGCGAGAAUGUUCCUCUGGAGCGACUCCCAGAGUUUGUGAAUUCACUGCUAGCGCAGCUGUAG